Molecule: messenger RNA, 486 nt
Organism: Prunus mume (Japanese apricot)
Lineage: Eukaryota; Viridiplantae; Streptophyta; Magnoliopsida; Rosales; Rosaceae
Source: RefSeq, a predicted model, not a curated record
AUGAUGAAAGACUGCAUAGAAUAUUCCAAAGAAUGUGAAGCUUGCCGGAAACAUGGACCAAUCCAACAAGCUCCCUUAACUCCCAUGAAUCCAAUCGUUAAGCCAUGGCCAUUCAGGGGAUGGGCAAUGGACCUCAUUGGUAAGACCUAUCCAGCUAGCAGCAAACACCACUAUUUCAUCAUUGUGGCUACAAAUCACUUCACUAAGUGGGUGAAGGCUAAACCAAUCAAAUCCACUACAUCUCAAGAGAUCAUCACUUUCAUUGAGGAGCAAAUUGUACACAGGUUUGGCAUACCUGAAUCAAUCACAACUGACAGGGGGACUUCCUUCAUAUCCAAGGAGAUGCAAGAUAUGGAAAGUAGGCUCAAGAUCAAGUUACUCCAGUCUACUCCUUACUAUGCUCAGGCAAAUGGACAUGCAGAAUCAAGCAAUAAGGUGAUCAUUAAUAUCAUCAGGAAAAUGCUUGAGGAAAAUCCAAGGCAAUGA